AUGUCGGAAAAGAGGCAAUGUUGUGCUGUGAUGAGGCUUAACUUGGAUUGCAAUGCUUGUUGUAGAAAAGUAAGGAGGAUUAUCAUCAAUAUGAAAGAAGUUGAUACUCACAUGAUCGACAAAAAAGAACGCCAGAUCAUCGUUUGCGGACGAUUUAGACCGUCGGAUGUUGCAGUUAAACUACAGAAGAAGAUGAAACGUAGGGUUGAGAUUCUCGAGGUUGAAGAUCUCGCCGGCGGCCACGAAGAAGGAGACGGAGGACAAGAGCACGAGCCACCAUAUGAAACGACGUAUGAGUAUUCAGAACAACCUGAUCACAUGACCACACCAUUGUUGUGUUAG
Microthlaspi erraticum is the source of this 342-nucleotide messenger RNA. The record is from the annotation of a GenBank genome assembly. NCBI's taxonomy places the organism in Eukaryota, Viridiplantae, Streptophyta, Magnoliopsida, Brassicales, Brassicaceae.